AUGGUGCCGCAAGGGCCGCUGAAGCGGCUAUCCACGCGGCGGCUGGUGGCGCUGGCGGUGGAGCGGGCGGGGGAGGUGAAGUUGCGGGAAGCGCAGGAGGUUCUAGAAGCGGCGCUACUCCGCCUCGCUCGCGCGGAAUACGACUGGCUCGUGGCGACUAUUCAGACGGUCUCCGCAUCUGUAGCCGCUACAGCCGCCGCCGCAGCUGUAGCAGCCGCGGAAGCGCGACGUCGCGCGCGGAGGAAGGCGCGGGGGGAAGGGGAAGGGGAGAGCGCUUUCGGAGGGUUUGAUUUCGCGGGCUUGAGUGCGCUGGCGUUCGGUGGAGCAGGCGCGACCGAGCAAACCCUAGCGCACGUAGGCCCGUUGCCUCCGGUAGGGUUGGAUCCGUUACAAGUAGAAGAAGUGUUUGUAUUGGGGCUGGCUAUGUGGGUGGAGUUUUGGAAGGAGUGGGGGAAGCCGCCUGUGCAGCACGGGGCAGGCGGAACUGGAUUAGGUGUCACUGGCGGAGGAGUGGGCGCAGGCAGAAGGGGCAGCGGCGGCGGAAGCGGGCUCGAGGGCCAUGGCGGACUGGGGCUGGAGUCCCCCGUCGGGGGAGGGGGAACAGGCGGGGGAAACGGGGGGAUCUGGAGUCCGGUCAAGGAGGAAAGUUUCGUUUCAGGAUUCGGGAAUCAUGAAGUGGGGGCGGGGAUUAGCGGAGGGGGUACUGGGGGCUUUCGUAGCGCAACUGCUGCCUCGGGGCCUGGCUCGGCCGGACCUGUCAGCUUGGCUCCUGGCUUGGUAGCGGGGACUAUGGCAGCAGGGCCGGGAGGCUCGGUGAUGGCAGAGGAGGAAGUUCCGAACCCAGCACCGCUCCAUGUGGAUGUGGUUCGAUUGUUAGGCUUGGCAGCAGCUGCGGCGGGCCACCAGCCUGCCACCGCAGCUGUCUGCGUGCUCCGGCUGCUGGACAGGCUCGGGAAGCAGGACUGGGAGGCUCGGUACGGCAAGAAGCUGGAGGCUCGGCACGGCAGGCCCGGCGGCCGAGGCGAUCACGGAGGCUCGGAUUCCGACGAAGGGGAGGAGGAUUCGGAGGAUGAUGAUGAGGAGUCGCUUAGUCCUGGGAGUAUGGCUAGUGGGUGGACCAACGGAACAGGCCCUCGGAGCAGAACGGAGGGGGGGUUCGGCCCUGGGGGGAGCAGAACAGGGGGGAGCCGCGCAGGCGGGGGGAGCAGAGCCGGGGGGAGCAGGGCGGGGGGAAGGAGCGGGUGUGGGGACGGGGCAGGGUCGACGGCCACGGGAGGGGCGGUGGCGGAAUGGGAGAACGCGAGUGAAGCGCAGGAGUGCCGGGAGUUUGUGCUGCAGUGUCUGUUAGAUAUGGUAGAUGCGGUUGCUCUCAAGUGCCAGAUUAGGAAGCGACCGGGUGCGAGCUAUGCUGCAGGUUAUGAUGGUGGGUAUGGUGGUGGUUAUGGUGGUGGGUAUGGUGGUGGUUAUGGUGGUGGGUAUGGUGGAAAUGCGGGGUUUGGGGGGUAUGGGGAUGCUGUGGCUGCGCCUACCCCCACGGGGCAGGUGUCGUUUAUCAAGUCGUUUGGGGGAGACGAGGAUUUCGCUGCUCUUCUAGCUGGCUCUGCUGGUGGCGGAAUCAUGGGACUCUCUGGCGCUGCUGGUACUGGGGCUAUGGGUCAUUCCCCUACCGGCAACAAGCGGUCGCAGUGGGGAAUUGGGGGGGACGUGCAGGGGGGGAUUGGAGAGGGCCGGACCGGGAAUGCGCCCGUCCGGGCAGAAAAAGAAGCAUCGCAGGCAGAGGAGUUUCGUGAGUGCCUGCCCGAUUCCCGUCGUGCCUCCACCAUCCAAAGCCCGCUUCGGCAAUUAGAUGGAGUGUUGGUGUCUUCCUCUGCUGGAGGUCCGGGGCUUUUGGUUCUCCUCAUAGCUACCGAGGCGGCUCGGUUGCCGAACCUAGCCCCGGACGACCUCUGGCUGCUGGCAGACCGGUCCGAGGAGCUUAGGCUCGGCGAGGCUUCGGUUCGGAUCCGCAUCCGAGCCUGUGCUUCGACGUAUGAUGACCCUGAGGGGGUGAGGGAGACGGUUCGGCUGGCUUUGGUGCCUAAUGGUGCCGAACCUGUUCCGAAGCGGAUUGCCAGGCUUCUAGCAGCUGCUAGUGUAGCGAGUGACGCAGAGCGGGUGGAGGAGGAGCGGAGGGAGAGGAGGGCGGAGAGGAGGAGGGAGAGGGCUGCGAGGAAAGAGGAGGCGGUGGCGCGGUGGGCGAGGGAGGUGGAGUAUCCCGAGGUGGAGGUGGGUUGGGCGCAGUGGAAGGCGAUUGGGAGUCUGCUGGAGGAGGAGAGAAGGGAGCACCGUGCACUGGUGCCCAUGUGGGCGAAGGCCGUGAGAGGAAGCUUCAAGGCUAUUCUACAAGACACCACUCCCCCAGACCCUUUCCUGCUCGAGCUAUUCGACUGGGGCCUGGAGGGCCUCCUCAUCUCCUUCGCCUCCACUGCUGACCCCCGCCAACACCUGCACCGCCACCGCCGCUCCUCCUCUUCCUCCUCCUCCUCCUCUUCCCCCUAUUCCGCCUUCAAAUCCCAAGGCCAGUCCCAGUCAGGAUCCCACUCCCGCUCCUCCUCCUCGUCCGCCCUCUCCCCUGCACAAUCACCUUCCAAAUCCCAUCCAACCACUCACUCUACCCCCUCCGCUGCCAAGAAGCCUCCACUUUCCUCCUCCCCUGCUUCCGCCUCCUCCCCGUCCUCCUCCUCCUCUCCUCGCACUCCCUCUCACAAACCCGCAAUCCCCCCGCCCCGCCUCUUCCCCCAAGCCUCUGCCGCAGCCUCUCGUGCUCGCAUGCUCAUCGGCUGUAGCGCGUGGAUCGACCAGGUUGUAGCCGUGGUCUGCCCGAAAGAAAAAGAAGUGGCAGAGCUGUUAAUGGCUGUCGCGACAAGAAUGGCUGCCCGGGUGUUCUAUAGGUGGCCCAGGCAUACGGAUAACGUGCGGUUUAUUGCGAGACUGCUGCUGUAUGUGCAUCGGCAGGGGAUCGGGGGCAUGGGGGAGGAGCUGAGGGAGAGGGCGGUGAAGAUCAGCCGGCAGCUGUGGGGGUGGAGUUUGCCGAGCUUUGCUUCGAUCCGCAUGCAGUGUGAGACGGAUGAGGAAGCACACGAGAUCAUGCUCAGUGCUAUUGUUGCCACGUGGAAGGGUUUUGCCACGUAG
This is a messenger RNA of Closterium sp. Yama58-4, 3171 nucleotides long. NCBI's taxonomy places the organism in Eukaryota, Viridiplantae, Streptophyta, Zygnematophyceae, Desmidiales, Closteriaceae. The record is from the annotation of a GenBank genome assembly.